AUGAGAUUGGAAUUAUGGCUAUUCAAGAACACCACAGAUCUGACAGACGCUGCUCAUCCAUACCAAAGCUACUGGUGCUCCCUCCUAGAAUUCCCAAUGGAUUUUACUAACAGAAGCCUCGGAGACCUGUAUUCCUUCUUGCACAGCUCUGGAGUCAGCCUAAGCGGCAAUAUGUUUAGGAGGGGGGGCAUAUACUACUUGCAUGUGACACCCAGCGUCUAUGGGGGUGCUGGAGGCCACGGCACCCGCAUCUCAGUCUCCAGGCGCUUGAUGAACUAUGGGUAUGAUAAUAACAGAGGGAACCUGCUGUUAGGCGAUGAGAAGAUGACCAUGCAAAACCUGAAUGAUCGCCUAGCAAACUACCUGGAGAAGGUGCGGCUCCUGGAGGAGGCCAGCAUUAAAUAUGAACAGCAGAUCAAGCAUUGGUACGAAACAAAAGUGCCCAGCCCCAGCCGGAACGACAAACGCUAUGACGAACAAAUCGAAGCCCUGAAAAAUCAGAUUAAAGAAGCUCACCUGGAAAGAGGCAAAUGGAUCCUGCAAGUUGAUAAUUGUAGAUUUACUGCUCAGGACUACGAACUAAAACGUGAGACUGAGAGAGAGAUGCGCCUGAUAGUGGAGUCUGAUAUCUGUGGCAUGCGUAAGCUCAUUGAUGAGCUAUCCCUACGUAAAACAGACUUGGAGAUUCAAAUAGAAGACCUGAAUAAAGACCUGCUUCUCCUCAAAAAAGAACAUCAGCAGGAAGUGGACAAGCUACGCCAACAUCUGGGCAAGACUGUCAACGUGGCGCUAAAGGCUGCUCCAGGCCUGAACAUCAGUGCCAUCAUCGAUGAAAUGAGGCGGAGAUAUGAAGCCUUGGCUGAGGAGAACCUUCAGAAGGCCAAACAAGAUUUUCAGUUACAGACAGAAGGUCUGCAGCAAGAUGUCACGCGAAACACUCAAGAGUUAAAAGAAUUUGAGGCUCAAAUAAAGGAGCUGACCUGCACCUACCAGGAGGUGGACAUAGAACUCAAGUCUCAACUCCGAAUGAAAGAUUCUUUGGAGCAUACACUGCUGACUACCAAAGCUCAUUAUAAUAGCAAGCUGGCCUCCAUCCAGGCAGAGCUGAAUGCCCUACAAGCUCAGCUGUCGCAGAUUUUGACGACUGCAAAGCACGAGAACCAAAAAUACCAGGAACUCCGUGACGUCAAGAUCCAGCUUGAACAAGAAAUUGAGACUUACCGUUACCUUCUGCAAAGAGGAAGGGAUAUAAUAAUUACAGAAUCACAGUUAAGCACCCUGGAGGAGAGAGAGAUAAAGAAAAUCAGGAUGAUUAAGACAGUCGUAGAAGAAAGAGUGGCUGGCAAGGUCGUGUCAUCUGAAGUCAAACAGGUGGAAGAAAAUAUGUAA
Messenger RNA from Hipposideros armiger (great roundleaf bat), 1389 nucleotides. RefSeq names its product keratin, type I cytoskeletal 20-like. The record is from RefSeq and is a predicted model, not a curated record. Gene Ontology annotation, molecular function: structural molecule activity. NCBI's taxonomy places the organism in Eukaryota, Metazoa, Chordata, Mammalia, Chiroptera, Hipposideridae. Gene Ontology annotation, biological process: epithelial cell differentiation; intermediate filament organization. Gene Ontology annotation, cellular component: cytoskeleton.